Molecule: messenger RNA, 1044 nt
Organism: Centrocercus urophasianus (Greater sage-grouse)
Lineage: Eukaryota; Metazoa; Chordata; Aves; Galliformes; Phasianidae
Gene: RNF113A
Product: ring finger protein 113A
Exons: 10
Coding region: 10-996 (328 amino acids)
Biological process (GO): snoRNA splicing
Cellular component (GO): U2-type spliceosomal complex
Molecular function (GO): metal ion binding
Source: RefSeq, a predicted model, not a curated record
CGGCGCAAGAUGGCGGAGGAGGGCUCGGUGUGCAGCUUCGUCUUCAAGAAGCGGGGUCUGGCGGCGGGUAGAGGCCGGCGGAAGCGGCCCAGCAGCGACCAGGAGCAGGAGAGCAGCGGUGAGGAGGGCAGCACGGUGGUGCGGAAGGAGCGGCGGCGGGAGGCCCCCAACCCAAUGAUCCAGAAGACCAGGAGGUGCACGAAGGAGCGGCCCUCGUACGCGCUGAGCAGCAGCGAUGAGGAUGAUCCAUCGAAGGAGAUUGGAGUCACUUACAGAUCAACAAGGUCGGCGAAACCUGUUGGCCCAGAAGACAUGGGGGCCACAGCAGUGUAUGAACUGGACACAGAGAAGGAUAAAGAUGCCCAGGCCAUCUUCGAGCGCAGCCAGAAAAUCCAGGAGGAACUGAGAGGAAAAGAAGAUGAUAAAAUUUACCGUGGUAUUAACAACUACCAGAAGUAUGUGAAGCCCAAAGACACAUCAAUGGGAAAUGCCUCUUCAGGAAUGGUCAGAAAAGGACCCAUCCGUGCUCCAGAGCACCUGCGGGCCACGGUGCGGUGGGAUUACCAGCCAGACAUCUGUAAGGACUACAAAGAAACGGGGUUCUGCGGCUUUGGAGACAGCUGCAAAUUCCUGCACGACCGCUCAGACUACAAACACGGCUGGCAGAUAGAACGGGAACUGGAUGAAGGCCGCUAUGGAGUCAAUGAUGAAGAAAACUAUGAGGUGAGCAGUGAUGAGGAGGAUAUGCCUUUCAAAUGCUUCAUCUGCAGAAGUUCCUUCAAGAACCCCGUGGUCACCAAAUGUAGGCAUUACUUCUGUGAGAGCUGUGCCCUCCAGCACUAUCGCAAAUCCCAGCGCUGCUACGUGUGUGACAAGCAGACCAAUGGAGUCUUCAACCCAGCAAAAGAACUCAUGGCAAAAUUGGAAAAACACAAAGGGGAGGAGGAAGAGGAGGAGGAGUCAGACCACUCAGACCAUGGAGAAGACCCGCACUAGCAGAGCACUGUUUUGUAUGGAGCCAAAUAAAGUUUUCAUGGGAACAAA